Messenger RNA from Prorocentrum cordatum, 2133 nucleotides. The record is from the annotation of a GenBank genome assembly. NCBI's taxonomy places the organism in Eukaryota, Dinophyceae, Prorocentrales, Prorocentraceae.
AUGUACUCCGCCAUCUUCGCCAGGCUCGAGGCCGAGGACAAGGCGAGGGAGGCGGAGGUGGUGCGGCUGCUGGACGCCUGCGCGGCGCUGGUGGUGGACCUGUUUGAGAGGGCGGCGCGGUCAGGCGCCCCCCAGCCAGAGACCGACCGGUGCAAGGUCUGGUGGCAAAUGCUGAUGAGCGUGAGCGAAGAUGCCUCGAAGCUCAUCCCCAGCAGGCACCUCGAGGGGCUCGUGUCGGACUGGGAGCGCAGCCUGCCGCGGCUCCGCGCCGCCUUCCUGGCGAUGGCCGACCAGCGACUGAAGGAGUUCGACGCGAAGCAGCUGGCUGGGGAUGCAGGCUUGGAGGACGGCGAUGGCAAGAACGCCAAGGAGAGGGCGGCGAAGGAGACCAAGAGGAUCGAGGACAGGAAGAAGUUGAUCGGCUUCCUCGGCGUUUCUCCCAACGGGAUCCUCUGCCUCUCGCUCACGUCGCUGCUGAAGCAGCUGAGCUCCCGGCUGUGCAGCUCGCUGCACGCCCCGCUGCGCGCGAGGAUAGUGUUGCUGCUGGAGCAGAUCUUAGCCAUGGACCACAAGGCCAUCGCCAACAAUCAGAAGUUGCGCUCGCAGGAGUGGACGAAGGCCGAGGACUUGGACGCCGAGGUGGACGCGGGCUUCCCCGAAUCGCCCCCCGUCGUGGAGCAGGCCGCCGAGGCUGCGGCACCGCCGGCCGAGGCUGGUGCCGCCGCAGCGGCGGCCCCUGCGGCGGACGCGCACGCCCCUGCGGCGGACGCUGCGGCCGCGGCGGCAGCUGGCGCGGCGCCCGCCGCGGCGCUGAGCCUGGGCAGCGACCCGGCGGUGACCUUCGAGCUGUACAGGAGCUUCUGGAGCCUGCAGGAGGCCCUGCACUUCCCCGAGAAGAUCUUCGACAGGCCCGAGGGGUGGAGGGUGUUCCACAAGAAGCUCUCCGAGGUGCUGGCCCUGUUCCUCGAGCACCCGGUCCGGGACCACGCCCACCAGCCGUGGACGCCGCCGGAGCCCGCGCCCCUGCGCCACGCGCCGCGGGGCCGCGCGCUGCCGGUGCAGCUGGACGACCCCGGCUUCCGGGAGCAGUUCCUCAUUCAGGCGAUGAUCGCUUUCCACGCCCUGGACGUGGACGCGUCGAGCUACCGGAAGGACACCAUGUCGCGCCAGAGGGUGGAGACCCAGAGAGAGUUCCGGGCCCUCCGGCGCACGUGCGAGAAGGUCCUGGAGCAGACGCGCGAAGGCUUCCCGGCGCUGCUGCGGCAUCUGCUCGAGCGCGAGGGCCACUGGGUGGCCUGGAAGGCUUUCGGCUGCCGGGAGUUCAAGCACGAGAGCCUCGAGAUGCUCCAUGCGAAGAUAGAGCCCGCCGAUUGCCUGCCGGAGAAGCCUGCGUCGCUGAAGGCGCCGAAGAUCCAGAUGCCGCCGCACGUGAGAAGUAUGCUGGGGACCCUGAAGGACCCUAAGUGGGACCUCCCCAAGGAGCACCAGCCCGUCGAGGAGGGAGAGGAGGACACGGCCGACGACAUCCGCCAGAACAUGCUUCGGAAGCUGUGCGACACGUACCUCGACCGGCUGCUCGAGGAGGACGACCCCAAGAACGAGGUAGAGGAGGAGUACAAGGCCAAGAAGAACAAGGUCUUCAUGUGGCAGGCUCGCCGCCUCUUCGCCCAGAAGCACCUGCGCGCGUACUCGGCCAGGGAUGCCAGCACCACCAAGUCGGACUUCAUGGACUACGUGCGCGCUGUCAAGGGCAUACGUGCUGUGGCGACUGUCGCCGACGCUGCUGCCACCGAGGCCCCGCCCGCUGAAGGCGCGAUAGCGGGCACCAUUCCAGAGGCACCGGCUAUCGCGGACGCCGCUCCAGCGGACGCCGUCCCGACAGACGCCGCUGCGGCUCCGGCAGACGCCGCACCGGCCAGCGCUGCACCGGCCGAUGCCACCAAGGAGCCGGCAGGCGGUGCCGGCGCGGCGGUCGCGGAGGCCCCCAGCGCGGCCUCCGCCGCGGACACCCCGACCGACGCUGCGCCCGCCGCAGCAGUGGAGAUCGAUGGUGAGACCCGCACGGCUGGCAAGCGCAGCGCUGACACGGCCGGCGCUGUCGCGGAGCCGGAGGCGAAGAAAGCCAAGACGUGA